Pteropus alecto (black flying fox) is the source of this 1117-nucleotide messenger RNA. RefSeq names its product thioredoxin like 4B (gene TXNL4B). Bases 289 to 738 code for a protein of 149 amino acids. Lineage: Eukaryota; Metazoa; Chordata; Mammalia; Chiroptera; Pteropodidae. The transcript has 4 exons. Gene Ontology annotation, biological process: mRNA splicing, via spliceosome. Gene Ontology annotation, cellular component: U5 snRNP; spliceosomal complex; U4/U6 x U5 tri-snRNP complex. The record is from RefSeq and is a predicted model, not a curated record.
CUUCCUGUUUUUUGGGCUGUAGAACGGGGACGACCGCGCGUUCGACUACUGCGCCUGUGCGUUUUCCUAUUCCGUUUCCGUCUCUUUAAGUGGCCCCGACAGUUGCUAGGCAACAGCCCCAGGUUCCUUUAGUAUUGGGCCUCUGCGGCGGUUCCGGCAGAGGAAAGGAGCCGCCCGUUCCCGACUCCUUAGAAAAGGAGCCCAAGUUGCUGACAGUCCUGAAGUAGAGGGAGGCGACUUGUACAAAUAAAGACCGACAGUGAGGAUUAAUAUUUGGAUCAUUUCAAGAUGAGCUUCCUGUUGCCCAAGCUGACUAGCAAAAAAGAAGUUGACCAAGCGAUAAAAAGCACUGCAGAGAAGGUGUUGGUUCUCAGGUUUGGGAGAGACGAGGAUCCUGUUUGUCUGCAGCUAGAUGAUAUUCUUUCUAAGACGUCUUCUGACUUGAGUAAAAUGGCUGCUAUAUAUCUGGUAGAUGUGGACCAAACUCCAGUUUAUACACACUAUUUUGACAUCAGUUAUAUUCCAUCUACUGUGUUUUUCUUCAAUGGGCAGCAUAUGAAAGUGGAUUAUGGGUCUCCAGAUCACACUAAGUUUGUGGGAAGUUUCAAAACCAAACAAGACUUCAUAGAUUUGAUUGAAGUAAUUUAUCGAGGAGCAAUGAGGGGAAAACUUAUUGUCCAAAGUCCUAUCGAUCCCCAGAAUAUUCCCAAAUAUGACCUUCUCUAUCAAGACAUUUAGCAUGUUCUCCACUGUCAGAGGUGAAGAGAAAGGCACAUCUCAAAACUGCCUGAACACAGCUGUGCUGUUAUUCUGGAAUCCUUUGGAAACGCGUUGAGUGUCCCAGUGGAGGAGAGAUUUGACUCGUAUAGAAAGUACCAGCCCCAAGUAGAAGACCCCACCAGGACUGUGACGAUCUGGGAAGCCUGAGUGUUUACUCUGUGCAGAGCAGUCGAGUCAGCCGUGGUCAAUUUCCCCAGCAUGAUUUGUUUGACUUCUCUUUAUAUUGUGCUUUUCUUUAUCCCUUAACAUAAUGCUGAAUUCUAAACAUCGGCUAAUACUAUUUGAUUUAACUGUUUAUUUGAUACACAAGUAAAAUGGAAGAUCAGUUGCCAUGAGA